GUCAAACAUGGCCGAAAUAACAUGAAACGUCAACCAACCGUAAUAAGACAAGAGCAAUGCAGGCUAUCGUGGAUCCUUUAAAUUUAAGUGACUUCGAUAUAAGAAAACGUUAUAAAGAGAAAUAUGAUUCAGUAGAAUACUUAAUCACUCAAGCCAAGAAUGGAAAUACCUCUGCCCAAGCUGAUCUUGGUUUUGCCUAUGCGGAAGGUAUACAAGAUUUCGUGGAAAAGGACUUUGAAAAAGCCCUAGGAUGGCUCAAUGCUGCUGUAGAAAAUGGCGAUCUUUCACCAUCUGUGUGUGGAAAACUUGGCGAGUUACUUGAUCUGAAAGGUACAACUCAGCAUCAGCGUAAAGCGUACGAGAUGUAUCACCUAGCAGCGAAAAUGGGUUGCACUAAAUCGCAGCUCAGCUUAGCGGAAAUGUAUCGAUGUGGGGUUGAGGGAGUAGUGAACAAAGACCUUAAGGAAGCGUUCGAAUGGUACCAAAAAGCAGCUGGUGAAAGGGCAUCAGUACGUGAUCUUAAUAUUGGAACAGUCAGGAAAAUAAAGGACGCUCUCUUUGGAACAAGAACGGAGGCUCUGAGACUUCUGUACAAGUACUAUCGUGAGGGUGAUUGCCCAGAGGGACGACCACAACCAACGAAAGCUGUUUACUAUCUAACCAAAGCAGCUGAACAAGGCGAUACAGACGCACAGUGCGAACUGGGAUGGAUAUGUAUGACUGGAAGUUGCGAGCAAAUAAAGGAUCUGAGAAAGGCAAAGCGUUGGUUGGAAAAAGCUUCUGCUAAUGGUGAUGCAAAGGCAGGUCAGCUUCUUCAGCAGUGCAAUCUGAGUGAAGACACACAGCACAGUGCUUCAGAAAUCAGUGAAGAUGCUAUCCAUCAAUCAUUUAGUAUCAUGAAUGAGAAAUUGAGACAGAGUGUUGAUGCAAAUAAACACCCAUUAGCAAUUUCACAACCAUUUGCAUUUUCAGAAGAAUUGCUGCAACAAUUCAAUGGGUCCCCAACUGCAAGAAUUUACCUUCAAGCUUUCAAACUGGUGGAAGAAGGCAUUGAAACUCUUAAUACAAGUCAAUUCACUAAUAGAAGGGGAAUUACGCUUAUUGCUCAUGGAUACUUGACAGAGAAUACUACACUACAAACAUUUCCUCAGAUAAAGUCUUUAUCCCACAACAUUCUUCACACUUGCAAUGAAAAUUUGCAUAAAAAUCCUUGUUUCUUUGAAGGGCUUUUACUUGCAUAUAUCCUACGUGAGAAAGGAACCAUCCAGGGUGUAUUAACACUAAAGAAUUUAAUUUAUUUUAUUCAAGAGGCAGAACCUAACAGCCCUCCCUGUGAAAAACCAUUUCGAUUCGAUGAGAACUACAGCAGCUGGCUUCAUGUUUUGUAUUACCACUUGGCUGCUAUUUACACCAUUUCAGAAGACUUUGAGCGAGCAGCUGAGGCAUUUGAGAACUCUCUCAAGUGCUGCCCAUCAUACUAUGAUGCCAAAAGGGGACUAGGACAUUCCUUGAUGAAGUUGUAUACAAUUAAAGAAGUAUCUAAAACAAAAAAUCCUCGCCAAGACCUUCCUAGAACAACUGAACAAAGCAAACAUGAUGGAGAAAUUUCAAAGUAUGAAUCAUGGACUGUUGAGAAUUUAAGAGACACUGCUGUGACAAGGUUGAAGGAGUUUCUAAAUGAAGCACCAAAGUGUUUUAAAUUUUACCCAAAUGCUUGUUAUUAUCUUGCAAAACUUGCCAAUAACAGGGCAGAGUUUGUAAAGUAUUAUGAACUUGGGCAAGAGGCAGAGGAAAGGAGGCUUCCUUUCUUUGAUCCUGUUAAUCUUCCAUUGAAAGAUUUGAUUACGCCACGCUACCAGCUUUUUGCCAAUGUUCAAAAACCCGUGCAGUGUGGAAACAUGAAGUGUACCAAGAAAGUUAUGGAGAGUGGACUGAAAGCCUGUGGCAGAUGCAAAAAGCAAAAAUACUGCAGCAAACCGUGUCAAACAGCAGACUGGAAAAAUCACAAAGCUACUUGCACUGCUCUCCAAGCAUCUGUGGCCAAGAAUGGAUGAAUGUAAGAUUUGGUGUGGUAAAUAAAAUGAGCAAAGACAACUGCGAA
Stylophora pistillata is the source of this 2101-nucleotide messenger RNA. RefSeq lists its product as uncharacterized. The record is from RefSeq and is a predicted model, not a curated record. NCBI's taxonomy places the organism in Eukaryota, Metazoa, Cnidaria, Anthozoa, Scleractinia, Pocilloporidae. Gene Ontology annotation, molecular function: protein binding.